AUGGCCAUCUCCCUUGCCAACAACUCCUAUAGCCCGACGCGGCUGGGUUUCCCUUUAGACGAAAAGGGGCCUCAACAGAAGCAGAGCAUGUGGCAUCGUUUGGGCCUGCGACGAUGGCUGGGCCGUGACGACCGAGAUGCUUCGCCCGAGAGGGCCGAGAGGAGGAGGCAGGCUUCUCCCCUAUCCCCCCACAACCACCACUCCCACGGCCACGGCCACCACAAUCACCGCGCCGCCUCCGCCGACAAUUUCCCGCGCGCUAAGCAGGAUAACUUGACCCGCCGUCUCUCCCGCAAAGUCGGCGUUUCCGAACAUCGGGAUCGCCUGGCCCCCCUGGAACCUGAACAUCGUCGUGCCCUGUCCGCCGACCGCCAACCGUUGAGUGUCCAAAGGACCAGAACCCGUUCUCCACCGCCAGCCGUGGGCCCACGACUCUCCGCACCUGAGGUUCAGUGGCUCGGCCCGACGCCCGCAUCCACGGUCGACGACGCCGCCGAAACAAACGAUGAAAGUGAUCUCCACGCCGGCUGGGAGAAUCCUUCGUACCCGGACGUGACAAUCACCCCCUCGGAGAUCGAGACCGAUCUAGAGAAAGACUCGGAAACGCAGGCGCAGGCGCCAGUGCCGGCAUCGGCACCCCUGCAGGACGAUCUCGAGAUGGAGCUGGAGCAGCGAUGGAUCCUGAAUCUGAGCAUGCACUUUCGGGACAACUCAGGCCGGGAGAAAUUCUUCGUCACCUAUGCCGAAACCCCCACAAAAUGGCGGCGGGUGACGAUAUCGAUGGAUUACCGCGGCGCUCCGCCUAAUUCCCUGGAGCGAGACUUGGAGGAAUUGCGAUACCAGCGUGACAAGUGUGCCCGAAUAUACGAGUCGAUCCGGGAAUCGCUUGCCGAGAUUCAAUUCUACGACACCGUGACGAAUCUCAAGGUGGAGACACUCGACGGCCGUCUACACGUCCAUGUCACUGAAGAUGUCAAUGAGAUUAUACCUUACCCGCCCAUCGCCAGUAUUCGCCAUCUGAGAGGCGCCCGAUGCGUACCCGAGCACCUCCUACACUUUGACUCCCAUCUUUCGGGAUUCGUGUACAAGGUUCAGCUGGGCGGACACCCAUAUAUCAAGAAAGAGAUUCCGGGCCCCGACACGGUGGACGAGUUUCUAUAUGAGAUCAAUGCCCUCCACGCCCUCAACGGUGCACCAAACGUGAUCCGGGUGGAGGGCAUAGUAGUGGACGAUCAGCAGGAGGUGGUCAAGGGCCUACUGAUCAGCUACGCAGAGCAAGGUGCACUGGUCGAUAUGCUGUACGAGCAGCGUGGACAGAUCUCGUUUGCCAGACGGGAGCGAUGGGCCAAACAGAUCGUCCACGGUCUCUGCGAAAUCCACGAGUCAGGCUACGUUCAAGGUGACUUUACUCUGUCAAACAUCGUGGUGGACGAGCAUGAUGAUGCGCAUAUCAUCGACAUCAAUCGAAGGGGCUGUCCCGUUGGUUGGGAGCCACCCGAGAUUGCUGCAAAGAUCGAGAGCAACCAGCGUAUCUCCAUGUACAUUGGAGUCAAGACGGAUCUUUACCAGCUGGGCAUGACACUGUGGGCACUAGCCACGGGAGAGGAUGAGCCGGAACGACAACCGCGCCCGUUGGUCCUGGGACAUGACGUGGAUGUGCCAGAGUACUAUCGACGUCUGGUCGACAUUUGCCUCAGCCCAAUACCUCGACACCGAUUAGGCGCAAAGGAGCUUCUCCAUUUCUUCCCACCUGAUCUUCUUUUACGACGACCUCGGCCUAUCAGCCAAAUCGCCCUACCUCAUGAGACCGAGUCUGCACCUUUUAUGUCAACGAGGAAUGGCUUCCUUCCUCUGCCUCCAGCAGAGGCACCACACCAGUAUCACCGCAAGAACUCUUACGAGCAGGAGCAGCCCAAUCUACAUGGUGAUAAUCGACCACGAUCCAUGCUGGCAAACAAUCAUGAUGAAGGGAAACGAUCAACCAUCACCCUCGCAGAGUCAACUGGAGAUGCCGAAUUCGCCCCUCGUCACUCAUCUGCUUCCACCCUGAAUCAUAAUGAUCCGCAUGAUACUACCCGGUGUUGGGAUCGCAGCCAGCACACUUUCGACGAUUCAAUGUCCGAAUCAGCACCAGAUCAGAAGGUACAAAAUGCCGUGCCAGUUUUCUGGGCCAACAAUAUGGAAAAUGGAAGCGCCAAUGUCGAGGGGCAGCCGCCGGCCUCGGACUCUCCCUGCCAGAACAAGUCGGCUCCUGUUCAAGAUCAAGACCUCGGUGAGGCUCAGAAGUCCCUGCCCGUUCAGCCAACCUUGGAAGCUUCGCCCAAAGACGAGCAUGUACCUCCACCAACUCGGAAACAUGUCAGCUUCGAAUCUCGGACGAAGGAUUCUGACUCGACGGCCUCUCUCCUGCUCUCGGCACUGCCAAUAAAUCCUGCCCUCAACAUCUCGAAGCGCAGAUCACUUCCAUCUGUACUGAAAGAAGCACAGACUCAUGAAGAGGUCACCAUUGGAUCCGUAUCCUCUCUUGCAGAGUCCCGAUUGCCCAUCAAUCCUGCUCUCGGACUCUCUCAGCGCAGGUCACUUCCAGCCAUUCCACGCAACACCCAACCACAAACACCCGCUAUCGCUGCUGCCGAGUCCGAGUCCACUCGUCAAAGACUCAUCACCUUCCUCGCAGAAUCCCAACUCCCCAUCAAUCCCGCCUUUAGGGGGAAACUCGCUAAUCUCCCUUGA
Messenger RNA from Penicillium daleae, 2733 nucleotides. Its product is annotated as protein kinase family protein. Gene Ontology annotation, molecular function: protein kinase activity; ATP binding. The record is from RefSeq and is a predicted model, not a curated record. Gene Ontology annotation, biological process: protein phosphorylation; signal transduction. The transcript is spliced from 2 exons. Gene Ontology annotation, cellular component: cytoplasm. Bases 1 to 2733 code for a protein of 910 amino acids. NCBI's taxonomy places the organism in Eukaryota, Fungi, Ascomycota, Eurotiomycetes, Eurotiales, Aspergillaceae.